GCCUGUUACACUCUCUUCUUGUGCGCUAUAUAUACAAAAUUGUGCCCGAACCAUAUAUGGAUGAGAUAUUUCACGUGGAUCAGACAAGACGUUAUUGCUCCCACAAUUUUACAUGGAACCCGAAGAUCACCACACCACCGGCACUGUAUGUGAUAUCGGUGCCGUUAUUCUGUGGACACGAGAGAUACGCUAAUUCGGCCCUAAUUCCAUUUGCUUUCGUUGGCUGCUGCCAGUUUCGACGCCUGUUCCAGAAGAACUCGGAAUCAUCGUUGCUGGUUUCACUGGCUGUCUUGCUGCUCCCGGUUCUGUUUCAUUCCUCGUUGUUGUAUUAUACUGAUUUGCUGUCACUGACAACUGUCCUCUGGGCACUUUCGCAACCGCCCGGUUUAUUUCCCACGUUGAUAUUUGCAUUGUCGCUAUGCACUCGCCAGACGAACAUUAUCUGGGCAGCUGCUUACGGUUGUGUACAUUUUUUCCUUUUGCUAAAAAAUGAGGGAAAAUUUACCGCAAAAGCAGUGAUUUCAAGUUUAUUGCGUCUUUGGUCGCUGUUACUGUUGCCUAUUGCAUUCAUUGUAUUUUACGUGUUGAACGAUCGCAGUAUUGUCCUCGGCGAUCACUCCGCUCAUCGGCCGGUGCCGCAUUUUAUGCAAAUUCACUAUUUCUUUGUUUUCUUCAUCUUCAGUGCCGCGCCUUUGCUUGGCUCAAACUUGAAGACUUUCCAAUCAUUGGGGCGAUUGGUUUUCAGUCCAAGAAAAAAUUUCAUUUCGACCGUUUUACUCAUUUUCUGCGUAUUCUUCUUUACCAUGCAACAUCCGUACUUGCUGGCCGACAAUCGCCACUUCACAUUUUACAUCUGGCGACGCUGGUUUUUGCGCCAUCCCUUAUGUAGAUAUCUCACCGUGCCCCUCUAUAUCGUAUCCCUCCAACUCUUUAGGUAUACGGUGUCCCACUGGCCGAGGUUUCUUGUUUUACUGUAUAUUUUGGGGACAGUGGCUGUUGUUGUGCCGGUGCAUCUUGUUGAGCCACGGUAUUUUAUCACAUCCUAUGUAAUCUGGCGUCUUAGCUACGUGGAUCGACCGCUGACCGUGUUGCUACUCGAAUUACUUUAUGAGGCUAUUGUCAAUGUCUUUGUACUGUACUUAUUUUUAGCAAAGCCAUUCGAAUGGCCCCAUGAGCCGGGCGUGAAACAGCGCUUCAUGUGGUGAAU
This is a messenger RNA of Gongylonema pulchrum, 1207 nucleotides long. The record is from the annotation of a GenBank genome assembly. Lineage: Eukaryota; Metazoa; Nematoda; Chromadorea; Rhabditida; Gongylonematidae.